Messenger RNA from Pectinophora gossypiella (pink bollworm), 561 nucleotides. RefSeq lists its product as uncharacterized. NCBI's taxonomy places the organism in Eukaryota, Metazoa, Arthropoda, Insecta, Lepidoptera, Gelechiidae. The record is from RefSeq and is a predicted model, not a curated record. Bases 124 to 414 code for a protein of 96 amino acids. The transcript has 3 exons.
CUCAGGUUGAUAAGAACCUGUGAACACACCUAUAGUUGUUGCGUUCUACAGUUACUGGAUUUAGAGCGAAUUUUGACGUGUUUUACUCGUUCCAUUGCAUAAAAACAAGUGAAAAGUGCAAUAAUGGCAAAGGAAAGGUCGUUGUGGUUCUACUUUGCAGUUAUUUUAGUAAUCCUGAGCACCCUCACACAUGAGACCGAAGCCAGGAGAAGGAUCCUCCGAGGGAGGAGGGUGAUGACGCGCACUUACUACCAUGGUAAUGCUGUUCCUGCUUGGGCCAUCAGUCUUAUGGCUGGCAUCGGAAUGCUACUCAUAGGCGGAGUGGUCUACAUCGUGAUGAGAAAGUUAGUCCUGUCUGCAGAAACCGGUUCGCUUAAUACAUACCAACCAGCAUUGCAAAACGAAGAUGUUUAACUUACCUAAUUACGAAAUCAAUUAUUUUAAGUUUCAUUGCCAUAUUUUUUAGAUAUCUGUCUGUUAUUUCCUCUAACAAUAAGUUAUUUUUCUAUUAAUCUGGAACUUUGUUUUAGAUUCGAUAAACAAUAAAAUAAAUUAAGACAU